AUGGCCGUCGCACCGGAGCGCUCGCUACGAUCAGUUUUUGGUAUGUGCAAGAAAAGCAUAUUUUAUACGUUUUAUAUUGCGUUUUUAUGUAAUAGUUAGUAGUGGUGCUUUAUAGUACAAGUAUAUGAGCUCACACCAUUUGCAAGUUUUUAGCUUUUAUGUGUUUAUUAUAUUUUACAAUAGCUAUGAUAUUUUCUGUGUUGCUGUAUGAUGCUUGCGAUGUUACUGUGAGUGUAUGUCCAUACCGGGCAAGACAAGCAUAUUUUUCAAGCUUGCCCGGUGUGGAUAUACACUCAGAGUAACAUCACACAAUCGUAUUCACCUGAGUACAUUACAAUUUACAGCAACACAGAAAAUAUCGAAUAUUGGUAUCGAAGGAACUAGAUUCUGUUCUGAAAUACCACAUACUUGAACCGACCUGACCGUGUAUCUCAGUUGGCAGAGCAUUGGGCUAGUAUUCCAAAGGUCAUAUAAAGUUCAAUGGACCAUUUGCAUUGUAGACUAAAUUUUGAUCUAGACGAAAAUUAGUAAUAUUCCAAAGUUUCGUUGCGAAAUGUUGUAAAAUGCGGAUAAUAUAGCCUUGCGAAGUUUGCCAUUUUUCAGUCAUUUUGUAUUACGCACGGGAAAUUGACAGCCCAAUCGGGUGUUGGGGCAUCAAUUUCCUGUUUGUAAUACAAAAUGACUGAAAAUUGCAAAUUUUGCAGGGCUAUAUUAUCCGCAUUUUAUGAUGAAACUUUGGAAUAUUACUAAUUUUGUGAUGCUCUUUCAAGCUGUGAUGAAAUUUUUGUCUAGAUCAAAAUUUAGUCUAUAGUGCAAAUGGUCCAUUCCCACCUUGUACAGGCAUAUUUUUCAAGCUUGCUCGGUGUGGAUAUACACUCAGAGUAACAUCACAAGCAUCAUACAGUAGCUAUGUUUGGUAGAAUAUUUGACUGUCUAUCCUGAACUGAUCUAUAUUCUAAUGUUGAUUUUAGUUGGAAAUAUUCCAUAUGAAGCCUCAGAAGAACAACUCAAAGAAAUAUUUUCUGAUGUCGGGCCAGUCGUCAGUUUCAGGUUCGAGUAAUUCAAGAUUAUAAUAAUUGAAGAUUUGAAGUCAGUGGCUGUUUGUACUGAAACAGUACGCUGAGUUUGAUUUGCUAUUCGUACUGCAGUCGGAAUAUUUAAGAUAAACAGACCCCAAACCUUUCUCUAACCCUAACCAAUAAAUGCAUAAUAAACUAUUUGAGAGCUUGCGAAAGUUUUUAAAAUAUUUUAAGAAAAGUUUCUCGAACAGAAAACCGACAGCUAAACUGAUCCCGACCUCAUUUUGUUUCACAAGCAACGCCUUUGCCGAAUACUCUAGCGGCAAGCUUGCUGAAAAGCUGUUGCAAAAAUUUUAUAUUACUAAUUUACGAAAAGUAUGAAUUGGGUCAUAUAAUAAUUUAUUAUAUAAUAAUUUAUUGAAUUCUGAUUGUUUAAUUGGCUGUUUAUGGUCACAUGAUAUUGAAUAGAAAAUUCCAUUUCCCAAGAGCUGAAAAAUGGAAUUUCCAUUGCACUCUCUGCGAGUGCAAUGGAAUAAAACGUACAGUACAAUUGCACUCUUUGUGUUUUCGAUAAAUCGCAUUCCUCAAAAUGCUUCUCAUACGAAUCUAUUAGUCUAUUUUGGUAUUAUAUAAAACAAAUAAUGAAUUUUUUUGUGCAAUGGUAAGAAUAUUUUCAUUCAGUGAAAGAUGGGAUGUUCCAUUCAACUUGGCUGUCGCCUCAUUGAAUGGAACAUUCAAUCUUUCACCUCAUGAAAAUAUUCUUACCAUUGCACUCAUAAACAUUCAUUAUUUGUAUAUUGUUGGCCAUUAUUCCUAAAUGACAAAUUAGGGGCAAAUAAAUUUUUAAAAAAUAUACACUGUCCAUUAGAUGAAAUUAUGCUUUGCCAUGGCUUUAAAUCAACAUGUGUGGUGGUCAUCUUUCAGUUAUCAGAAUAAUGAUUUUCUUGUCGUGCAAUUCAACUGCAACUAUGUAUAAAUGUCAACAUUUAUAAAUUGUUUUUUAGUUUAUCCAGAUUGUUUUACAAUUAAUUGAUGGUUUUAUUUAUCUAGACAAAAUAGAACAAUCUGGAUGAACUCAAAAACAAUUAAGAGAAUAUACCCAGAUACAAACCAUUUCAACAUUUCUGAAAUUGACCACCAUUGCCUGUGCUGCUUACUCAAACCUAGUUCUAUUUUAAGAUUGGUGUUUGAUCGAGACACAGGUAAACCAAAAGGUUAUGGUUUUUGUGAAUACAAGGAUCAGGAGACUGCUGUUAGUGCCAUGCGGAAUUUAAAUAAUUAUGAACUCAAUGGACGGACAUUGCGAGUGGACAGUGCUGCAAGUGAGAAGAAUAAAGAAGAAGGUAUUAAGAGAUUUUAUAAUCCAAAAUAGUGUCCAAACAUGAUCACUGAAUUUUCUCUCCCUUAAAUUAUUAUGAACAUUCUUGUUCCAUAUUGUGGUGCUUUACAGAUUUCUUCUUUAUAAUUGCAUAUGUCACACUAGCUUUAUUGUCUAUUUUUAGAAAUGAUAGCAGCGGCCCCACCAGAGACCAACCCCUAUGGAUCUACAGUUCCUCCCAGUGAGGCACCUUCAGCCAUCACCCAGGCAGUCGCCAGCUUACCUCCUGAACAGAUGUUUGAACUCAUGAAACAAAUGAAAGUAUGUAGUUCACUUUGUUUGACAAGUAUUUUAAAUUGCACAGGGGUCUUAGAGGUCCAGCAGAGUAAUCACUUAUUGAUCCAGUGUUACUACAGGAGGAAACCUAAAUUAAACUAACUUUAUUUAUGCUGGAUAGCUCUAUCAGUUCUAAACUGUUCUCCCUAGAGGUCCAGUAAGCAUCAUCUCUUAUUGACCCAGUGUUACUACAGGAGGAAACCUAAACUAAACUAACUUUAUUUAUACUCGAUAGCUCUAUCAGUUCUAAAUUGUUCUUCCUAGAGGUCCAGUAAAGAUCAUCUCUUAUUGAUCCAGUGUUACUACAGAAGGAAACAUAAACUAAACUAAACUUUAUUUAUACUGGAUAGCUCUAUCAGUUCUAAACUGUUCUCCCUAGAGGUCCAGUAAGGAUCAUCUCUUAUUGAUCCAGUGUUACUACAGGAGGAAACCUAAACUAAACUAACUUUAUUUAUACUGGAUAGCUCUAUCAAUUCUAAACUGUUCUUUAGAGGUCCAGUGAGAAUCAUCAUUAUAUACUUGUCUCUUUUUCAGCUUUGUAUUCAAAAUAAUCCAGAGGAAGCAAGACAAAUGUUGCUUCAAAAUCCUCAACUCUCUUACGCCUUGCUUCAAGCACAAGUUGUAAUGAAAAUUGUCAAUCCUGAAAUUGCACAGGUAUGAAUGGCAGAAAUAUUUAUUGUCUACAACCUCUCUCCUCUUCAGAGUCUAAAAUUAAAAUUGUAGUCAUGGUAACAUAGGGAUAGUAGAGAAUUGUAGUGAUAACAUAGGGAAUCAGGGAUAGUAGAGGACACUCAUCCCGGGGUGUGAGAUGAAGGUUGGUCUACAACAUUCAGAACUCAGCAAAGAGAAGACUGCUUCCCACCACAGAGGCACUGACAAGCAGGCUUGUUGUGCAGCAUGAAGUGUAUUCCUACUGUACGUUUCAACCAAACAAAUUGUACCUAACUAACAAUUUGGUGAAAAAACAAAACAUUAAAACCUGCAAACAUUGUAACUGAUUAUAAUAAGAUUCAUUAGUCACCCCUUGCAGGCAUUACUAGCCAACAAAAUCUUCUUUUAUACUCAAGAAAUAACCAACAAACUAUCAAGUUAUAAACAACACAACAACUUUUAACUCAUUUUAUAAACAUUCAUUUUCUUGCAGGCAAUAUUAUAUCGUCAAGCAGAACCUCCACAGCCUUUACAAUCUGAGGCACCCGGGGGACACCCACCUCCCUCUCACAUUCCGCCUAACCAUCCUGAUAUGAGAGGUCCCCCUGGCCCCCCUGAUAUGAGAGCCCCACCUGACAUGAGAGCCCCACCUGACAUGAGGGGUCCUCCUGACAGGAGACCACCCUCGGACAUGAGAGGACCAGAUAUCAGGGGUCCACCCCAAGAUAGAAGAGAUGGGCGAGGUCCUCCAGAUGACAGAGGACCACCUGAUCGACGAGGACCACGAGAUAUAAGAGGCCCACCAGGUUUUGAUAGACCACCAGACGCGGCUGAACCAAGACGUAACCCUGACUUUAGAGGACCACCUGACUUUAGAGGCCAAGGUAUAUUUAUUCAAAUUUCCAUUGUGAUCUUGUGUAUAUUUGUAACAGACCAAGCUCCAUAUAUCUGGAGUAAGAACUUCAAUCCAAAAAGUCAAGACAAAGAUAGAGUUAUUAUUAUUAUUAUUAUUACACAUAUUAUUAGCACUGAUGAAGACCGGGCUUACGGAUCGAAAGCUUUGCAGUAAUAUAUUUACGUGGUGUUUCCACAAACAAAACUGUUAUAUGUUUUAUCGCCAUGCAAUACAAAGAACUUAAAGAUAGAGCUAUUGGACGUCAGUCCCUUUUGUCUGUGCGACCUUGCAAGGAGUGUGCCAAAAUUUCGUAUUUUGACUUUAUGAAAAUUGGAUGAAAAUAGCAAACGUUUGUCUUGUAUAGUAUUGGAGACGAAACUGACAUGUUUAUUUCUUUAGAUCGUGGAGGACCCGAUUUCCGUGAUCCGCGUGGAUUUGAUCGAGGCAGAGGUCCACCUGAUGACCGUCGUGGUCCGCCGGAAGCACGCCCUGGUCCCCCAGAACGUCCUGGUCCUCCUGACCCACGUUCUGGUCCUCCUCGUGCUGGACCUCCAGACCCAAGAAAUAGCCGUGGUCCUGACCGUGGUCCUGAUCGUGGUCCUGACCGUGGUCCUGAUCGUGGUCCUGACCGUGGUCCUGACCGUGGUCCUGACCCUGGUCCCCGACGUGAUCGUCCUGGAGUCCCUCCUCCCCACAUCCCUGGACCUGAAGAAAGAUUUAGUGGACCCCCACCUCACUGGAACAAAGCUGGACCACCCCCUGCACCUCCCAUCAGUGUCCCUGCACCGGUGGUCCCCACAUCACAACCGAACCCUACCGCAGGUGACGUCACUUCUCAAGAUCAAGAAAAGGUCAGUGUUAAUCACCAGUCGAUUUCGAAACUUCGCAAAUUCGUUACAAAAGUUCAUGGUUUGUCAAGAACGUUUUUGAUUGGCAAUUAGAAAAAGCAGCCAAUCAAAGGUGUAGUUGAUAAAACGAUUUGUGAAUUUUCUUAUGAACUAAGACUACGCAAAUGUUACAUUCAACUUCGGGCGCUACCCACAAUCAAAGCACUGGCACUUGCUCAGAUAUUAUUUCCAUUUUUUAAUUUUUUUAAUUUUCUAGGCCGCUCUGAUCAUGCAAGUGUUGAGUCUGACUGACCAGCAGAUUGCCUUACUGCCUGAUGAUCAACGGCAAAGCAUCAUGGUACUAAAAGAACAGAUAGCACGUAGCUCACAGUAA
Messenger RNA from Paramuricea clavata, 5440 nucleotides. NCBI's taxonomy places the organism in Eukaryota, Metazoa, Cnidaria, Anthozoa, Malacalcyonacea, Plexauridae. The record is from the annotation of a GenBank genome assembly.